GCCACAUUUUCUUUGAUCUGUUCAAUUUUACCAUUACCAAACUUCAACGCCUGCGCGGUGAGGCCAGUCUUGCGUGUUGCAUACGUGCAUGCGCGGAGCGCUCCUCGCAAUGAGUCUCAUACGCGGCUGCCCUCAGCCUCCCACCAGCAGCCUGCCACCUUUGCGCUCAUUAGAUGCACUCACCGAGGAGGACAUCCUCGCCGCGUUGCACAACCUUCGUGCGCUUUACUGUCCUUUAUCUUCAGCACUGACUUUCUAUGGCGAGAAAUCAAAAUCCGACUCGCCACUCAGUAAACCCCAUACACAGCCGGUUGAUUCCGGUUACGUGUCUGGCGACGAAGGAGGUAGCGCGAAUGAAGAUGACGAAGAUGUCCUUGACAGUCUGCGCGCCGAUGGCUUUGAGCGCAAUUAUGCCUUGCGCUGGUUAACCGGCUUCAUCGCACGUUCCGAGGGCUUGUCCAUUUGGAGCUCAGAAGACGAGUGUGAACGGGCCGUGGACCAGGCCUCCUACGUGCUUGCUUCGUUCAGCAGCACUGUAGAGCAGGACGCGGAUGAGAAAGAUUCUGGAAUCACUCGCAACUUUCAAUUUGACGUCGGUCCCAUGUUGUUCACGAGCACCGAUGUGCCAGCGAAAGUUGAAGUCAAGCUCAUGGAUAAACCCAUCGGCACUGGAAAUGAUCACACAGAUGUUGGGCUCCAAAGCUGGGGCGCCUCAAUUGUGUUCUCAGACCUUAUCUGUGCAAAACCUGAGCGCUUUGAUAUCACAAAACUCAGCGAUUCACCACGCGUUAUUGAAUUGGGUGCAGGUACAGGACUUGUUGGUCUGACGCUUGCCAAGCUACUUCCUUAUCUGGGAUAUUCGAACGCCGAUGUUGUUGCAACAGACUACCAUUCCGCUGUCCUUGCCAAUCUUCAAGAUAACGUGAAGGCCAAUUUUCAAGAGAUGGUAUCACCGCCUUUGCAAACAUGUGUUCUCGACUGGUCAGCGCCGACUUUCGAGGCUCCUUUGGAUCGCCUGGCGGACCUGAUCGUCGCUACGGAUGUCAUAUAUGCUCCAGAGCAUGCCAUAUGGAUACGAGACUGUGUUGGGCAUUAUCUAAAGCCUAACGGCGUUUUUUGGCUGAUGGCAACUGUUCGCCAAAACGGCAAGUUUGAGGGUAUCAGCGACACAGUUGCAUCUGCUUUUGGGAAUGUGGAUUAUUUACCAAGGGACAAUAAGGGGCGUAAAUUGAGGAUCUUGGAAGAAGAACGAAUUCAGAAACGGAGUGGCAUUGGACGAGGUGACGAAACCGGUUAUGAUCUUUUCAAGAUUGGUUGGAGCGAGGCCUAGAGGCAGGAUAAAGGAGUUCAGGUCAUGAGGAUAAUCACAUAUUUAGAGCAUAGAGAGAUAAGAGAGACAAGAUAGAUAUAGAACGCCAGCAGAAAUACUUAG
Truncatella angustata is the source of this 1432-nucleotide messenger RNA. Its product is annotated as putative methyltransferase-domain-containing protein. The record is from RefSeq and is a predicted model, not a curated record. The coding region runs from base 89 to 1330 and encodes 413 amino acids. Lineage: Eukaryota; Fungi; Ascomycota; Sordariomycetes; Amphisphaeriales; Sporocadaceae. The transcript has a single exon.